Molecule: messenger RNA, 3312 nt
Organism: Medicago truncatula (barrel medic)
Lineage: Eukaryota; Viridiplantae; Streptophyta; Magnoliopsida; Fabales; Fabaceae
Product: helicase SEN1
Exons: 7
Coding region: 181-3033 (950 amino acids)
Molecular function (GO): helicase activity
Source: RefSeq, a predicted model, not a curated record
CAAACUAUGGUAUACCUGAUGAGCAAGUUUUGUGUUAACUAUUUAGUUUCUUCAUCUCUAAGAAAUUCUUUUUAUAUGUCUGUCCUUGUGUUUUGGUUCAUCCACACACAUGUAUAAAAAGAAGCUUUGAGUGUACAUUGUUGAUAAAGAAGUGGUCAUAAAAAGGAGCAAAUUAUAGAGAUGAGUUUUAAUGUUGAGAGGGAAGAUCUUGAUCUUGCAAGUUUGGUGGAAAUUGUAUUUUCUUGGACUUUCAACGAUGUUCGCAACCAAAACUUCUGCAGGCACAAGGUGGAGAAGAUCCCACAUACAUUCAUGACAGUAACAAAUUACUUAAACUCCUUUAUUCCUUCAUUGGUUGAGGAAACUCAUAGUGAUCUGUCUUCAAGCUUGUAUGGCGUGAACCGGGCUCCUUUUUGUGAGAUAUUGAUAGCUACGCCUGAAAGAUCCAAAAGCUUCAUAUCAUCCAAGUUCCUGCUUUAUCAAAUCUCGGUGAGCAGAACUAAGAAUGAUACAGAAGAUGUAGGACCAUAUCAGCCAGAGGUUGGAGAUCUCAUUGCAUUGACAGACUUCAAACCGAAAACUGUCGAAGACUUAAACAGGCCAAGAAGAUAUUAUCACAUUGCUUAUGUUUAUGGAUCAAAAGAAAGUAGUGGCGAAAUAUCAAUUCUGUCUUCCAAAUGCAUUGACAUGGAGGUUGACUCUAAUUACUUGAGGAGCAAUAAUGCACCAAAGCUUUAUGCUGUCUAUCUUUUAAAUCUGACAACAAAUAUUCGCAUUUGGAAAGCCUUGAACUCAGAAUUGGAAGGUGCAAAGAUGAACAUGAUUAAAAAGGUGCUGCAAGCUGAUUCAAAUAACGGAGAAAACUGUCAACUUUGUAUUUAUGGGGAAAACCAUAUUGAUAUUGCUGCUUGUUCUAAAGUACAUACCAUGAUCCAGUCUGAGAAUCUGAAUGAAUCCCAAAAAGAUGCAGUUUUAAGCUCUGUUUCCAUGAGGGAAUGUCAUCAUAGUGACACUAUUAAACUUAUUUGGGGCCCACCAGGGACCGGCAAAACAAAGACAGUGGCUUCCUUGUUAUUUUCCCUGCUCAAGUUUAAAGCCAGAACAUUAACAUGUGCUCCAACUAAUACUGCAGUGUUGGAAGUGGCUGCUCGCUUGCAGAAUUUAGUUGAGAAGUCACUUGAGCAUGAUGUUGAUACAUAUGGCCUUGGUGACAUAGUGAUAUUCGGCAACAGGUCUCGAAUGAAAGUCGACUGUUACCGAUGCCUCCAGGAUAUCUUUCUUGAUUAUCGCGUAAGUAAUCUUUUGAGGUGUUUUGCUCCAUUCACUGGAUGGAAACAUUACUUAGAAUCAAUGAUCGCAUUGCUUGAGAACCCCUCAAAGAAAUAUGGUAUGUAUAAGCUUGAUGCAGAAAAUAGUAUUAUGUCAUUAGAACAAUUUACAAUGCUAAAACACGAAGAGGUUGAACUUGCAUAUAGUUCAUACAAGCAGCAUGAGAAGAAUGAUGAUCCUCUGACGUUAGCGCAAUUUGUGAAGAAGGAAUACCAUUCAUAUAAGGAAGAUAAAAAGAAUAGUAUCAUGACAUUUGAGCAAUUUGUUAAGAUGAGAUUCAGUUCCAUUGUAGCGGAGCUCAAGUUAUGUAAGAAAACCUUGUAUACACACCUACCAACAUCUUUAUUUCCAUUUGAGGAGAUGAAGAAAAUUCCUAUAGCUCUUGAUUUGCUAACAUCUCUUGAAAGCUCCAUGUGUAAAGCCAAGUUGAAACAAACUCUCGACGAUCAUGGAGAUGGAGAAAGCAUUUUUGACUGCCUUGGAAGGUUAAACAACACAACGGAAGACUGCGUUUGCUUACUAAGAUCACUUCUUAAGAAGAUUUCACUUCCAAACAUAACUGAAAAAUAUGAAAUAGAAAAAUUUUGCUUGAUGAAUGCAAGCCUGAUUUUCUGUACUGCAUCAAGUUCUACUAGACUUUUCACAGAAGGAAUGACACCGAUAAAAUUUCUAGUUAUUGAUGAAGCAGCUCAGCUAAAAGAAUGUGAAUCAGCCAUUCCAUUACAGCUGCCAGGUCUCCACCAUGCUGUCCUCAUAGGUGAUGAGAGACAACUUCCUGCAGUGGUCAAAAGCACGGUUACUGAAGAGGCUGGAUAUGGAAGAAGUUUGUUUGAGAGGCUGGUAUCGUUGGGAUACAAGAAGCAUCUUCUUAAUACUCAGUAUAGGAUGCAUCCAUCCAUCAGCUUGUUCCCAAAUAAAGAAUUCUACGAGGAGCAACUUGUUGAUGCCCCAAUUGUCAGAGAAAUGAGCUAUAAUAGGUGUUUCCUUGAAGGAAAAAUGUAUGCAUCGUAUUCCUUUAUAAACAUAGCUAAGGGUAAAGAACAACGAGGUCGCGGACACAGUUCGAAGAAUAUGGUCGAGGCUGCUGUUAUUUCCAAGAUCAUUGGAAGCCUUAAAGAAGAAUUUCAUAGGACAAGAAAGAAAGUUAGCAUUGGAAUCAUAUCUCCGUAUAAUGCUCAGGUGUACGAAAUCCAAGAAAAAAUAAAGCCGAACAAUUCUAUUUCUGAUCCUAACUUCUCUGUUAGUGUUCGUUCUGUCGAUGGCUUUCAAGGCGGUGAAGAAGAUAUAAUAAUAAUCUCCACCGUGAGAUCUAACGAGGAUGCAAAAAUAGGUUUUCUUUCCAACAGACAACGAGCAAACGUGGCACUGACUCGGGCUAGACAUUGCCUUUGGAUAUUAGGAAAUGAAACAACUUUAGAAAAAAGUGAUUCUAUAUGGAAAGAACUAGUACUUGAUGCAAAGGAAAGAGGGUGUUUCCAUAAUGCCGAUGAGGACAAGAAACUGGCCGAGGCUAUUGAGGAUGCCUUGCUUGAGAUUGAAUUCCUUGACGAAUCUGAAUCACCAUUCAAGAAACUUAGUCUACAAGGCAAAUCAGAGACAUUUGCUACAACCUCCAGAGGUUCAAUGUCUACAAGAGGUUCCCAGUAUAACAGAGGUUCGUCCAGGGGCAGGGGUAGGACCAGGCCAUGGCAACCGAGGUGGUAAUGAAUGGGGUGCACCAAGUACCAUUUUAAAUCAAGAUCAUGUAAGAUAUGGUUGCUAAAUCCAAGGGCUUGACACGGUUUGCUGUCGUAACAUGAAACUUCGGUGUUUCAAGGACGACAGAGGGUGCCAAUCCCAUUGACAUUUAUCCCACGUUUUUUUAAUAGUUUGUAAACAAUGGUCAAUAGGAUUUGCUGCUGUGGCUGUUAUAGAUUUAUGUUAUAAUAACUUUGGCAAACUAUUUUUUUAUGGUAUAAAUUGAUCAAAUGGUUGAGAUCAAAA